Molecule: messenger RNA, 1111 nt
Organism: Ruditapes philippinarum (Manila clam)
Lineage: Eukaryota; Metazoa; Mollusca; Bivalvia; Venerida; Veneridae
Exons: 7
Coding region: 285-743 (152 amino acids)
Cellular component (GO): myosin II complex
Molecular function (GO): calcium ion binding
Source: RefSeq, a predicted model, not a curated record
GAUUAAACACGUUGCAAUAAUUAUCGGUAGUGUACACUUUAAGUUUAUGUUAACUAUAAAUGAUUUUGUACAACGAAUUGACUGAUACCAGAAUGUCAACAAAGAUGGCCUAAAAGUGGGCGGUACACACUAUCUCUAUAACAAAAGGAUAGUAUUCUACAUGUGUUUAAAGAUAUAAGAGAUAUCUCUGGACAUUAUAGAUAAGGCUAAAGCUGCGUUGUUUUCUUGAUUCUUUCAGAAUAUCAAUAUUUGAACAUAGGAUAAAAUCAACGUUUGUAAAGAAAAUGGCUGACAAAGUAUCAGAAGAUUUGAAGAAAGAGAUCAAGGAGGCAUUUUUCAUGUUUGACAUUAGUAACAAAGGUAAAAUAGAGACGUCACAAAUUGGCACUGCAGUACGGUCACUUGGGCUUAAUCCAUCAGAAGACGAUGUGAAAAAGAUGAUCAAAGACGCCGACAAAAAAGGUAGUGGUUUUGUUGAUGAAAAGGACUUCGUUUCAACAGUAGUCAAGUUCUGGAAGCCUGUAAAUACUGAAGAAGAUAUAAUUGAUGCGUUUAAAGUAUUUGAUCGAGAAGGUUCAGGCUAUUUAGAUGCUAAACAGUUAAAGCACGUGCUACUGAACCUCGGAGAAAAGAUGAAUGAAAAAGAAAUUGAUGAUUUACUACAAGAAGCUGACCUUGAUGCAGACGGCCAACUGAAUUACACAACAUUGACACAACUUCUACUUGCAAGCGCUAAGAGAUGAUGGUGACCUGAGGGUAGUGAAAAAAUGACUACAUCUAUAUUCUACUAUAUAAUUGUAACAUUUGUGCUGAGUUUAAAAAAAACAUAAACAUUUAUAUAAAAAUGGUGGCACACGACAACAUUGGAGGUAGAGAAUGAGAAAUAUGCAGUACAAUGUAUGAAUUACGAUACAUGUGUUGUAGUUGGAGAAAAAUUAUUGUUCAGGCUUACACUAUGGAUCUAAAAAUACUAAUUCAAUAUUUAAAAUUUAGAUACAUUAUAAUAUUCGUAAAUCUGGGCACAUUUCUCUCUCUUUUGAAAUGUUAGUAUGCCCCCAAAUAUACAGUGCAAAAACAAAGGAGCUUCCCACUUACACGGAAUAGUGAUUAU